This is a messenger RNA of Fomitopsis serialis, 891 nucleotides long. RefSeq lists its product as uncharacterized. Bases 1 to 891 code for a protein of 296 amino acids. The transcript is spliced from 5 exons. NCBI's taxonomy places the organism in Eukaryota, Fungi, Basidiomycota, Agaricomycetes, Polyporales, Fomitopsidaceae. The record is from RefSeq and is a predicted model, not a curated record.
AUGAUUACACAUGGCCAGGGUGGCGAGGCAGACGAGGAUGUAGAUUGUGGCGACGCAGGCAUUGAUGGGGUUGCGCAUGCACUGGAAGAUGGCGCGCGGACCCCGGAUGGCGUGCACGAGAAUGGAAAGACCAGGGUCUGCGAGGACGAUGCCGGCAUCGCCGCGGGCAAUGGCAGGCGUGUUGUGAACAGCGUCACCGGCCGUAGCAACCAAGGGGGCGAGCCCCUGGCGAUGCUUGACGAUGCCGCAUUCGCGCUUGGCAAGACAGCGGGGAAGGCGCAGGCGUGGACCACUGCCUCGUCGUGCGAUGUGGUCGCCGAGACCCCGAGACGGCGGCGGGUCUCCUUCGCCCUAGCGAGCUGGUCUCGGGUGGCCAUGUUGACACCGAGAGCCAUGCUGCUCAUGCGGCUGAUCGAGGAGCAGGAGCGCGGGCGCGAGGCGCCGCAGUGGGGAUACGAGCCGAGCCGAGGCGCGAGCCAGGAGGGCGCGGCGCAGGUUGUACCGAGCUGGGCAGGGGGUUUAAGGGGAAGACCAAACUGGUGCCUCCCGCUCGCGACGUGCGAAGAAACUGGCGUGCAGACCGCGGAUGCGUCACCCGGGCCGAUCCCCAACGCGUACAUCAACGCGAGUCUGCAGGGGCCAUUUAGCCGUGAGCACUUGCGAACGGGCGACGGCCGCAAACGGCCGUCCUAUGUGGGUGCCGGAGAUAGCAAUGUCAGUGUCCUCAUGGCAGGACACAGCCUCCCUUGGCGAGCUGCAAACGCGGUCACCCGGCAUAGCCGAAGCAUGCGUCUCGCAACAAGCCAGAGGAGGAUGUGCCACCGCAACGAGGACACCGAGAUGGUUAACAACUCAGUCCUUCAUCUUCACACGGGCAGUGGUAAUGGCUGA